ACUCUGAGACUUGUGACUCUGCACCUGUGUCACCAACCAUGGCAUCAACCAGCGCUGCCGCCAGGAUGGGGAGGUUGGCACGGACCACACUGCUCUGCCUGCUCCUGAUCAGCGAGGCGGUUCUGUCAGAGGCUCACCAGGUCAGCACUUGUGAAGCUAAUGGCAGCGUGUACUAUGUUGGGGAAUGGUAUUUCCUGGACUCGGACCAUUGUACACAGUGUGAGUGUACCUCAGAGGGGGCAACCUGUGCCAGGACCGAGUGCACCGCCCUGCCACCUGCCUGCAUGCAUGUCAGUCACUACCCCACCGACUGCUGCCCCCGCUGUGAGAAGAUUGGCUGCGAGUACAGAGGAGAGGUCUACGAGCUGGGCGAGCUUUUCCAGGUACCAACGUUCUGCUCUGCCGUGCACUGA
This is a messenger RNA of Nanorana parkeri, 413 nucleotides long. RefSeq names its product brorin-like. The record is from RefSeq and is a predicted model, not a curated record. The coding region runs from base 39 to 413 and encodes 124 amino acids. Gene Ontology annotation, cellular component: AMPA glutamate receptor complex. NCBI's taxonomy places the organism in Eukaryota, Metazoa, Chordata, Amphibia, Anura, Dicroglossidae. Gene Ontology annotation, biological process: negative regulation of BMP signaling pathway. The transcript has a single exon. Gene Ontology annotation, molecular function: protein binding.